GGGCUCGGGCGGCGGAGAGCUCGGCCGGGGCGGCUCAGCGCGAGCAGAGGAGGGUCGAGCCGGGAGAGGGGUCUGAGCGCCGAUCGCGGGCGGGCGGCAGGAUGUUCAGCUGGAUGGGGCGGCAGGCGGGCGGGCGCGAGCGCGCGGGCGGCGCCGACGCGGUGCAGACGGUGACCGGCGGCUUGCGCUCGCUCUAUCUGCGCAAGGUGCUGCCUCUGGAAGAGGCGUACCGCUUCCACGAGUUCCACUCGCCGGCGCUGGAGGACGCCGACUUCGAGAACAAGCCCAUGAUCCUGUUGGUGGGCCAGUACAGCACCGGCAAGACCACCUUCAUCAGAUACUUGCUGGAGCAGGAUUUCCCAGGCAUGAGGAUUGGUCCAGAGCCCACCACUGACUCCUUCAUUGCUGUGAUGUACGGAGAGACCGAGGGCAGCACCCCAGGGAAUGCUUUAGUCGUGGAUCCCAAAAAACCAUUUAGAAAGCUUAGCCGCUUUGGAAAUGCUUUCCUGAAUCGAUUCAUGUGCUCCCAGCUGCCCAAUCAGGUCCUGAAGAGUAUCAGCAUCAUCGACAGCCCUGGCAUCCUUUCUGGGGAGAAGCAGCGGAUCAGCCGAGGGUACGACUUCUGCCAGGUCCUGCAGUGGUUUGCUGAGAGGGUCGACAGGAUCAUCCUGCUCUUCGACGCUCACAAACUGGACAUCUCAGAUGAGUUCUCAGAGGCCAUCAAGGCCUUCCGGGGCCAGGAUGACAAGAUCCGUGUGGUACUGAACAAGGCCGACCAGGUGGACACACAGCAGCUGAUGCGGGUUUACGGGGCCCUCAUGUGGUCUCUGGGCAAAGUCAUCAACACACCUGAGGUGCUGCGUGUCUACAUUGGCUCCUUCUGGGCACAACCCCUGCAGAAUACAGACAACCGCCGGCUCUUUGAGGCCGAGGCCCAGGACCUCUUCAGAGACAUCCAGAGCCUUCCCCAGAAGGCAGCAGUGCGCAAACUCAACGACCUCAUCAAGCGAGCGAGGCUGGCCAAGGUACAUGCCUACAUCAUCAGCCACCUGAAGAAGGAGAUGCCAAGUGUCUUUGGAAAGGAGAACAAGAAGAGAGAGCUGAUCAGCAGAUUACCAGAAAUCUACAUUCAACUGCAGCGAGAAUACCAGAUUUCUGCAGGGGACUUCCCCGAGGUCAAGGCAAUGCAGGAACAGCUCGAGAACUACGACUUCACCAAAUUCCACUCACUGAAGCCCAAGCUGAUUGAGGCCGUGGACAACAUGCUGAGCAGCAAGAUCUCGUCCCUGAUGAACCUCAUCAGUCAGGAAGAGAUGAGCAUGCCCACGCAGCUCGUGCAGGGUGGCGCCUUUGACGGCACCACUGAGGGCCCCUUCAACCAGGGCUACGGGGAGGGUGCCAAAGAGGGCGCCGACGAGGAAGAGUGGGUCGUGGCCAAAGACAAGCCCGUCUACGACGAGCUCUUCUACACUCUGUCACCCAUCAAUGGCAAGAUAUCGGGUGUCAAUGCCAAGAAGGAGAUGGUGACCUCCAAGCUGCCCAACAGUGUCCUGGGCAAGAUCUGGAAGCUGGCCGACUGUGACUGCGACGGCAUGCUGGACGAGGAGGAGUUCGCACUGGCCAAGCACCUCAUCAAGAUCAAGCUGGAUGGCUAUGAACUGCCCACCAGCCUGCCCCCCCACCUCGUGCCCCCCUCUCACAGGAAGUCCCUGCAGAAAGCUGACUGAGGGGCCGGCCAAGAACAGGGUGGGCCAUGGGGGGCGGGAACCGAGGGUCCUGGGCCCAAGACCAGCUCUGCCACUGACUCACCAAAUUACCUUGGACAAGGCACUGCCCUCUCCGUGCCUUGGUUUCCCCAUCUUUAGAAUGCAAAGAGCAGACACUGGACACUGGAUGAGGUCCUUUCCACUCUAAAAUUCCCUGAGUUUCUGUUAAAAUACUGAGAGACCUGGGGGGAUGAAUAAGGAGAUUAAAGGGUUGAGAAGGAAGGGAAUUGGCCUAAGAAUACCCAGAAGCCUGGUGAAACACAUAUGGAGAGGGGUUUGGUGGAAUCCCAGGAACCGCGAGAACUGAGCUGGGCCUCUGCCUGGGCUGUUUGUCCUCAUGAACGACCUCUGGAGCACCUGUCUGUCCCUCUGUGGGCACCAGAAUGCAGCACAGAUGAUCUUAUUUAUUGUUUAUUUUGUGUUCUGCUAUAUUUAGAGUGGGAAAAAUUAGAGUAGAGGAUUUCUUCUCUCUCCAGACUAUCUACCAAAGAGAAGACAACAGACAGCCCAGGUUUGGAAGGAGGAUGCACCUCUGUGCACCCGCAUCUCUCCUGCAGGCUCCAGCAGAGCAGGCAACCAGGCCCCAGCAAGAAUCCGCCACCACCCUGCUGACUAGAUGGCCAACUCCCCUCCCCCCCACAACCCCCUAGGCCUUCCCCAGGGGCCUUCCUAGCAAAGCUGUAUUGAGUCAGGGAUUUGCAACUCACAACCUUUAUUAACCCCUGGAAAGACUUCUGAUUUGCAUUUCAAGCCAUAUUGAAGUCUAAAGAUGAGCUUUUCUUACUGGUUUGGCCACUAAGUUAUAGCAAAGCCUAUUUAUCAUACUUAAACUACAGUAAGGAAAAGAGGUGGUUCUCCUCACACAUCGCUUAGUGUGACCCUCAACCAUUACGCCUCCCAAGGCUCCUCGGUGGAGGGCAGAAUUGAAAUACUGCAGAAACCUGUCUUGGCAUGUGCAGUGUCCUAGGCCCUGUGGGCCGGAGUUGACUGAGAGACCAGCCUUGCCCGGGACUGUUGUGUAUGAGAGAUCAGCUUGCCAGAAUUAGACAGUAGCUUUGUAGAAAACAGGCAUUUCUUAUAUCCAGGUUUUUUUCUUACAGGAUGAAAGCCUUUAUACAGAAACAAAAUGAACUCUUUCAUAUAAAACCUUUUUUCCAAA
This is a messenger RNA of Carlito syrichta (Philippine tarsier), 2925 nucleotides long. RefSeq names its product EH domain containing 4 (gene EHD4). The record is from RefSeq and is a predicted model, not a curated record. Gene Ontology annotation, molecular function: calcium ion binding; protein binding; GTP binding. NCBI's taxonomy places the organism in Eukaryota, Metazoa, Chordata, Mammalia, Primates, Tarsiidae. The transcript has 6 exons. The coding region runs from base 102 to 1727 and encodes 541 amino acids. Gene Ontology annotation, biological process: endocytosis; endosomal transport. Gene Ontology annotation, cellular component: cytoplasm; plasma membrane.